Manis pentadactyla (Chinese pangolin) is the source of this 5303-nucleotide messenger RNA. RefSeq names its product DNA methyltransferase 1 (gene DNMT1). Lineage: Eukaryota; Metazoa; Chordata; Mammalia; Pholidota; Manidae. Gene Ontology annotation, cellular component: nucleus. The coding region runs from base 1 to 4974 and encodes 1657 amino acids. Gene Ontology annotation, molecular function: DNA (cytosine-5-)-methyltransferase activity; chromatin binding; DNA binding. The record is from RefSeq and is a predicted model, not a curated record. The transcript is spliced from 40 exons.
AUGGUACGUCCCGCCUUCCCCCGCGCCCAGGCUGGGAUGGUGCGCGCCGCCUCCGCUCACCGCCCCUCCCCGUCGGUUUCCGCGCGAAAAGCCAGGGCCGCCUGUGCUGCCGCCUCCUCUGCUGCAGCUUCCGAAAUGCCUGCCCGCACUGCUCCGGCCCGCGUGCCCACGCUGUCCUCCCGGGCCAUCUCACUGCCCGACGAUGUCCGCAGGCGGCUCAAAGAUUUGGAAAGAGAUAGCUUAACGGAAAAGGAAUGUGUGAAGGAGAAACUGAAUCUCUUGCAUGAGUUUCUGCAAACAGAAAUAAAGAACCAAUUAUGUGACUUGGAAACCAAAUUACAUAAAGAAGAAUUAUCGGAGGAGGGCUACCUGGCUAAAGUCAAAUCCCUUUUAAAUAAAGAUUUGUCCUUGGAGAACGGAGCUCAUGCUCUCAGCCGGGAAGUGAAUGGAUGUCUAGAAAACGGGAGCCAGACAAGUGGUGAGGACCGCAGAGUGGGAAUGGCAGAGGAAAACAAAUCCCCCAAACCCGUUUCCAAACUUUACCUGCCCAGAAGAAGCAAGUCGGACAGCGAGGCAACAUCCGAAGUCUCGUCUAGCCCCAGGAUUACCAGGCAAACUGCCAGGCAGACCACGAUCACGUCUCACUUCGCAAGGGGUCCUGCCAAAAGGAAACCCGAGGAGGAGCCUGACAGGGUGAAACCAGAUGACUCUGUCGAUGAAGAAGAAAAAGACCAGGAGGAAAAGAGACGUCGAGUCACGCCCGGAGAACCAGUUUCUAGACCGCUCCCUGCUGCAGAACUGGAAAGAGUAAAACCAGGACCAUACACGGAGGAAGAGGAAGACAGAGAUGAGAAAGAAGAAAAGAGGCUCAGAAGUCAAACCAAAGAACAAACACCUAGACAGAAGGAGGAGAUGGACAGGGAGGCGAGACCAGGCGUUCAGACGGACAUGGAUGAAGGAGACGAGAAAGAUGAAAAGAGGUACAGAAGUCAAUCCAAAGAUCUAGCUGCCAAACGGAGACCUGAAGAAAAGGAAGCUGAAAGAGUAAAACCACAAGUUUCUGAUGAAAAAGAUGAGGAUGAAAAGGAGGAGAAGAGACGCAAAACUACAUCCAAAGAACUAACUGAGAAAAAAAUGGCUCGAACCAAAACAGUAAUGUCCUCUAAGACCCACCCGCCGCGGUGUGUUCAGUGCGGACAGUACCUGGACGACCCCGAGCUCAAGUACGAGCAGCACCCCGCCGACGCUGUGGAUGAGCCACAGCUAUUGACAAAUGAGAGACUGUCCAUCUUUGAUGCCAAUGAGUCUGGCUUCGAGAGCUACGAGGCCCUGCCGCAGCACAAACUGACAUGCUUCAGUGUGUACUGUAAACGUGGUCACCUGUGCCCGAUCGACACUGGCCUCAUCGAGAAGAAUGUUGAGCUCUUCUUUUCUGGUUCCGCAAAACCGAUAUAUGAUGACGAUCCAUCCCUUGAAGGUGGUGUUAAUGGCAAAAACCUUGGCCCCAUAAAUGAGUGGUGGAUCACUGGCUUUGACGGAGGGGAAAAGGCACUCAUUGGCUUCAGCACUUCCUUUGCCGAGUACAUCCUGAUGGAUCCCAACCCGGAGUACGCGCCGCUCUUCAGCGUGAUGCAGGAGAAGAUCUACAUCAGUAAAAUCGUAGUCGAGUUCCUGCAGGGCAACCCUGACUCAACCUAUGAGGACCUGAUCAAUAAGAUAGAGACCACUGUGCCCCCUUCUGUGCUCAACCUGAACCGGUUCACAGAGGACUCCCUCCUCCGACACGCCCAGUUUGUGGUGGAACAAGUCGAGAGCUACGACGAGGCGGGGGACAGUGAUGAGCAGCCCAUCUUCCUGACGCCCUGCAUGAGAGACCUCAUCAAGUUGGCUGGUGUCACACUGGGGAGGAGGCGAGCAGAAAGACGCCAGACCAUCGGGCACUCUGCCAGAGAGAAGGACAAAGGCCCCACAAAAGCCACCACCACCAAGCUGGUCUACCAGAUCUUUGACACUUUCUUCUCAGAGCAGAUUGAAAAGGAUGACAGGGAAGAUAAAGAGAACGCCUUUAAACGCCGGCGGUGUGGCGUCUGUGAGGUCUGUCAACAACCUGAGUGUGGGAAGUGUAAAGCUUGUAAGGAUAUGGUUAAGUUUGGUGGUACCGGACGGAGCAAACAGGCCUGCCAGGAAAGGAGGUGUCCCAACAUGGCCAUGAAGGAGGCAGACGAUGACGAAGAAGUCGAUGACAACAUCCCAGAGAUGCCAUCACCCAAAAAAAUGCAUCAAGGGAAGAAGAAGAAGCAGAACAAGAAUCGGAUCUCUUGGAUUGGAGAAGCCGUCAGGACUGACGGGAAGAAGAGUUACUAUAAGAAGGUAUGCAUUGACUUGGAAACCCUGGAAGUGGGGGACUGUGUCUCUGUCAUUCCAGAUGAUUCCUCAAAGCCACUGUAUCUAGCAAGGGUCACGGCGUUGUGGGAGGACAGCAGCAAUGGGCAGAUGUUUCACGCCCACUGGUUCUGUGCUGGGACAGACACAGUUCUCGGGGCCACGUCAGACCCCCUGGAGCUGUUCCUGGUAGACGAAUGUGAGGACAUGCAGCUGUCUUACAUUCACAGUAAGGUCAAGGUCGUCUACAGAGCUCCAUCAGAGAACUGGGCCUUGGAGGGAGGCAUGGAUCCGGAGGCCCUGAAGGCGGAGGAUGAUGGGAAGACCUAUUUCUACCAGCUCUGGUAUGAUCAAGACUAUGCGAGAUUUGAGUCACCUCCAAAAACCCAGCCCACAGAGGACAACAAGUAUAAGUUCUGCGCAAGCUGUGCCCGUCUGGUGGAAAUGAGGCAAAAAGAAAUUCCCAGGGUCAUGGAACAGCUCGAGGACCUGGACGGCCGGGUUCUCUACAGCUCGGCCACCAAGGAUGGCGUUCAGUAUCGGGUGGGCAGUGGCAUAUACCUCCUCCCUGAGGCCUUCACCUUCAACAUCAAACUGUCCAGUCCGGUGAAGCGCCCACGGAAGGAGCCUGUGGAUGAAGACCUAUACCCGGAACACUACCGGAAGUACUCCGACUACAUCAAAGGCAGCAAUUUGGACGCCCCUGAGCCGUACCGGAUUGGCCGCAUCAAAGAGAUCUUCUGCAGCAAGAAGAGUAACGGCAGGCCCAACGAAACAGACAUCAAGAUCAAACUCAACAAGUUCUACAGGCCGGAGAACACGCACAAGUCCACCCCCGCAAGUUACCACGCAGACAUCAACCUGCUUUACUGGAGUGACGAGGAGGCCGUGGUGGACUUCAAGGCUGUGCAGGGCCGCUGCACCGUGGAGUAUGGCGAGGACCUGCCAGAGUGUCUCCAGGACUUCUCAGCGGGCGGCCCAGAUCGCUUCUAUUUCCUCGAGGCCUAUAACGCCAAGAGCAAAACCUUCGAAGACCCCCCGAACCAUGCCCGUAGCCCUGGAAAUAAGGGGAAGGGGAAGGGCAAAGGGAAAGGCAGGGCAAAGGCUCAAACGUGUGAGCCCAGUGAACCCGAGGCCAAAAUCAAACUGCCUAAGCUGCGGACCCUGGAUGUGUUUUCUGGCUGUGGCGGACUGUCAGAGGGAUUCCACCAGGCAGGCAUCUCGGAAACACUGUGGGCCAUCGAGAUGUGGGACCCCGCGGCCCAGGCAUUCCGGCUAAACAACCCUGGCUCCACGGUGUUCACGGAGGACUGCAAUGUGCUGCUGAAGCUGGUCAUGGCUGGGGAGGCCACCAACUCCCGUGGCCAGAAGCUGCCUCAGAAGGGGGACGUGGAGAUGCUGUGCGGUGGGCCACCCUGCCAAGGGUUCAGUGGCAUGAACCGUUUCAACUCCCGUACCUACUCCAAGUUCAAGAACUCCCUGGUGGUUUCCUUCCUCAGCUACUGUGACUACUACCGGCCGCGGUAUUUCCUCCUGGAGAAUGUCAGGAACUUCGUGUCCUUCAAGCGCUCCAUGGUGCUGAAGCUCACCCUCCGCUGCCUGGUCCGCAUGGGCUACCAGUGCACCUUCGGCGUGCUGCAGGCUGGGCAGUACGGCGUAGCCCAGACGCGGAGGCGGGCCAUCAUCCUGGCGGCUGCCCCUGGAGAGAAGCUCCCCCUGUUCCCGGAGCCGCUGCACGUGUUUGCGCCCCGGGCCUGCCAGCUGAGUGUCGUCGUGGAUGACAAGAAGUUUGUAAGCAACAUAACCAGGUUGAGCUCGGGUCCGUUUCGAACCAUCACAGUACGGGACACGAUGUCUGACCUGCCUGAGGUCCGGAACGGAGCUUCAGCGCUGGAGAUCUCGUACAAUGGGGAGCCUCAGUCCUGGUUCCAGAGGCAGCUCCGGGGCUCGCAGUACCAGCCCAUCCUCAGGGACCACAUCUGUAAGGACAUGAGUGCGUUGGUGGCCGCCCGCAUGCGGCACAUCCCUCUGGCCCCAGGCUCAGACUGGCGCGACCUGCCCAACAUCGAAGUCCGGCUGUCAGAUGGCACGAUGGCCCGGAAGCUGCGGUAUACUUACCACGACAGGAAGAAUGGCUGCAGCUGCACCGGGGCCCUCCGUGGGGUCUGCUCCUGCGUGGAAGCCGGCAAAGCCUGUGACCCUGCUGCCAGACAGUUCAACACCCUCAUCCCCUGGUGCCUGCCCCACACUGGGAACAGGCACAACCACUGGGCUGGCCUCUAUGGGCGCCUGGAGUGGGAUGGCUUCUUCAGCACAACCGUCACCAACCCUGAGCCCAUGGGCAAGCAGGGCCGUGUGCUCCACCCCGAGCAGCACCGUGUUGUGAGUGUGCGGGAGUGCGCCCGCUCCCAGGGCUUCCCAGACACCUACCGGCUGUUUGGCAACAUCCUGGACAAGCACCGGCAGGUGGGCAACGCCGUGCCACCCCCCCUGGCCAAGGCCAUUGGCUUGGAGAUCAAGUGCUGCAUGUUGGCCAAAGCUCGAGAGAGUGCCUCAGAGCCUAGGAAGACCUCCCCUACCACAGGAUCAUAAACUUGUGUUUCCUUCCAUAUUUCCAUGACAUCUCAUUUGAACAGGUGAAUCAUUUUUGUAAGGAGGAAAAUGCCGCAAUUGCACGUGGUAAACACAGCUCGAUGUACCUGGUAAAGCUUCCCAUGUCAGAUUUUAUUUUUUAGAUACACCUUUUUUUUUCUCAUUUUAAAAAGUAUAGCAUGAGUAUAGUGGAAAAUAGCUUAAUAAGCCUUUUCUCCUUCCCAGGUACCUUUACUGAGACAACCGAAUCCUUGUCUACUGCCAUUCUGUGCCGAGUACAAACACGUGUGUCUGUCAUCUGUGCCCCAAAACUGUGGCAUCAAUUAAAG